GUGACGCUGGUCCUGGAGCGUGGAGCGCACACACACGGCUGUCUCCACUGCGGUAGUAGCGGGCCAAGUAGGCAAGCAAGCAGGCAGGCAGGCGGCAGAGGGCGACCCGCAAACCUCCACUUGUUCCGGAACCCAUCUCGCUACACUUCACCACAGAAAAUAAGGACUUGACCUAACAAGGACAUAUUUAUCAUCUCGAGCGGUCUCAACAGGAGGACAACUUUUGGCUUUCGCAAUUGAUAUUAUUUCUGUCUUCUUCUUUGAAGACGUGCUUCCUGGUGAGGAUGGUACCGCUGCUCCUCUCCAUCGCCCUGUGUGUGACUGUGAGCGCCGCUGUCCCGCACCAUGCGAAAGCAGCAGAUGGUGAGGAACCAACUUCAGCUGGGCCCUGCCACCCAAACCCGUGCCACAACAGAGGGACAUGUGAGAUCAGUGAGACCUACAGAGGCGACACCUUCAUUGGCUACGUCUGCAAGUGUCCUCCAGGCUUCAGUGGAGUUCACUGCCAACACAAUAUAAAUGAAUGUGAACGAGACCCGUGCAAGAACGGGGGCGUUUGCACUGAUCUGGUUGCAAAUUACUCCUGCGAAUGCCCUGGGGAGUACAUGGGCAGGAACUGUCAGCACAAAUGCUCUGGACCACUGGGCAUGGAAGGCGGCAUAAUCUCCAACCAGCAGAUAACAGCCUCCUCCACCCACCGGGCUCUGUUUGGCUUGCAGAAGUGGUACCCGUACUUCGCACGCCUCAACAGAAAAGGUCUGGUCAAUGCGUGGACUGCAGCUGAGAAUGACAGAUGGCCAUGGAUUCAGAUUAACCUGCAGAGGCGAAUGAGGGUCACGGGGCUUAUUACCCAGGGUGCCAAGAGAAUCGGCAGCUCGGAGUAUGUUAAGUCAUACAAGGUCGCUUACAGUGACGACGGGAAGACAUGGAGAACGUACAAAGUCAAGGGCAAAGACGGGGACAUGAUUUUCAGAGGAAACGUCGAUAACAACGCUCCGUCAGCCAACUCCUUCACCCCUCCCGUCGAAGCCCAGUAUGUGCGCAUUUAUCCCCAAGUGUGCAGAAGGCACUGUACCUUACGUAUGGAACUGCUCGGAUGCGAGCUCACAGGUUGCUCUGAGCCAUUAGGCAUGAAGUCGGGCCAUGUCCAGGACUACCAGGUCACAGCCUCUUCCAUCUUUAGGACGCUCAACAUGGACAUGUUCACCUGGGAGCCUGGGAAAGCCCGCUUGGACAAGCAGGGGAAGGUGAACGCUUGGACAGCAGGACGCAGUGACCAAUCACAGUGGCUCCAGGUGGACUUGCUAGUACCUACCAAGGUCACAGGUAUCAUCACCCAAGGAGCGAAAGACUUUGGGCACGUGCAGUUCGUCGGCUCGUACAAACUGGCGUAUAGUAACGACGGAGAGCGGUGGAAAGUCUACCAGGAUGAGAAGCAGGGCAAGGACAAGGUCUUUCAGGGCAACUUUGACAACGACACGCACAGAAAGAACGUGAUAGAUCCGCCCAUCUACGCUCGCCUGAUCCGGAUCCUUCCCUGGUCGUGGUACGGCAGGAUCACCCUGCGUACAGAAAUACUGGGCUGCACAGAGGAAGAGUGA
Molecule: messenger RNA, 1601 nt
Organism: Nerophis lumbriciformis (worm pipefish)
Lineage: Eukaryota; Metazoa; Chordata; Actinopteri; Syngnathiformes; Syngnathidae
Gene: edil3a
Product: EGF-like repeats and discoidin I-like domains 3a
Cellular component (GO): plasma membrane
Molecular function (GO): signaling receptor activity; calcium ion binding
Source: RefSeq, a predicted model, not a curated record